Menidia menidia (Atlantic silverside) is the source of this 2162-nucleotide messenger RNA. NCBI's taxonomy places the organism in Eukaryota, Metazoa, Chordata, Actinopteri, Atheriniformes, Atherinopsidae. The record is from the annotation of a GenBank genome assembly.
GCGGAGGCUAUGCUAACAGCAGCUAACCAGCUGACAGCCAGAGGAGAGUACGGGACGUUUCCAGCCUGUCAAGUCCUGCCGGGGAACUGCAGUUGCCCGUGGGUAUGGCCGCUUUAGGUGGUGUGUGGUCACUUUGACCCGUGUCCACGCGCUGCUGCUGCUCUCUGGACAAGGCUUGCACUGUUGUUGACACACACGACGAGCGCGGGUGCGGAUCCGCUUCCUCCGCGCUGAGUUGCUAGCUUAACUUUUCUUUUCUUUUUCUUUUUUUUCUUUCGCGGAAGUUUUCCUCGGACAUGCAUCCAAACCCUUUAUUCUCUCUGACGCGGCAUUAAGCCGAACUGAAGUCGUCGGUCACCGCUUGCGAUGAAGCUUCAGUGUGAUGUCGAGGUGGUGAAUCGGAUGCUCCCCUCUUACGGGAUGAAAAGUCGAGGGAAGGGAACCAGAGCAGUGCUCUCCAUCGGGAAACAUUUGGACAAGACGAGUCAACGCAGCAAUAUCUACAUGAUGAUCUGCACAGCCAAAGACAGGGCAGGAUCCAAGUACAAGCUGAAAGACAACAUAGAGAAAUUCUUCACCUGGUUUGUGGAGGAAGGAAAGGCGACUGUGAGAUUAAAGGAACCAGCUGUCGACAUUUGUUUGAGCAAGGCUGACGCAAACAGCUUGAAGAACUUCCUCUCAGCAGCCCGUCUGGCACACAGAGGAAGUGACACGAGCAGCCUUCCCCUGUCCACGCUCACUCCUGUUCGGGCCAGAGACGUAGAGCAGCCAAAGAAGAAGCUCACCAUCAACUCCAAGAAGGAUUACCCCCUCACCUCCAACUUUCCAUAUUCACUGGAGCAGCUGCAGGUGUCCUACUGCAAACUGUCCCGGGUGGACAUGCGCAUGCUCUCCCUCAAAGCUCUCCGCAAACUGGACCUCAGCAACAACCACAUCAGGAAACUCCCCGCCACUGUGGGUGACCUCAGCUGCCUCUCUGAGCUCAUCCUCCACAACAACCACCUGGAAGCCUUCAGCGAAGCCCUCUGCCUGUCCACGCUGCAGCGGACCCUCCGGGUGCUGGACAUCAGCCAGAACCGCCUGCAGUCCCUGCCCGCCCAGUUCUGCCAGCUCAGAGAGCUGGUCAACCUCAAGCUGGACGACAACGAGCUCGCGUGUCUGCCCUUCCACAUCGGCCGGCUCUCCAAGCUGAGGUUCCUGUCGGCCGCACACAACCAGCUGGCCGUUCUGCCCGGCGACUUCCGCAAGCUGAGUCUGGAGAACCUGGACUUGUUCGGAAAUCCCUUCGUCCAGCCCAAUCCUCUGGACCACAAAAUGCGACUCACAUUCCCUCUCCCCCUCCAGGAGUUAGCCUCCAGAGCUGUAACUAACCUCAGGAUUCCAUAUGGACCUCACCUCAUUCCGGCCCACCUGUGUGGCGACCUCGAAGUGGCCAAGACCUGCGACUGUGGCAGGGCCUGCAUCAACUUCCACAUCCGGACGGCCGUGAGCAUGAACCUGCACCAGGUCUCUCACACGGUGGUGCUGGUGGACGACAUGGGGGGCACGGACGCCCCCGUGCAGCAGCACUUCUGCUCCCUGUCCUGCUACUCCCAGUUCCUAGACAACUCCCUCCAGAGAGGAGUCAGAUGAAAACACAGCCACAGGCCGGAAACGGCCGUGGGCGACACAGUUGACUUACUUUCAUUUCCUUUUUUUAAUUUUUUGUUUUUUAGUUCAGUUUUGUUGCAAAAUGCCGUAUGAGUUUUUGUUGCGCCGACCAGAGGAGGCAGCAGACCGGUGGUCCACAGGGGUGGUUGCUUUUAAAUGGAGGGGAACUUUGGUUUUAAAAUGGCUUCAAGCUGCUUGUUUUACACUUGCAUUCUAACAGUAUCUAUCCUGUUUGGACCAGAGGGGCACUGACCAUUAGUCCUGACAAAAACCCCUGUGCUGCCGGCAGGUCUCAUCCUGUAUCUCGUCUUUCUUCGUUUCUCCUGCCUUUUACAUGAGACCGCAGCCCCCCCCCCCCCUCCCGCUGACCUGCUCCUCUAAGGCAGGGGGAUAAAGAACGCUGUGCCUCAGAGUCCACUAGCAGUGGCUAAGGAGAGUUAGUUGUUAUGGUGUAAAUGACCAAGGUUUUUAUAUAUAACUGAAUAAAAAUAAAGUAUUCAUUGUCUUUUGUA